Molecule: messenger RNA, 243 nt
Organism: Saprolegnia parasitica CBS 223.65
Lineage: Eukaryota; Oomycota; Saprolegniomycetes; Saprolegniales; Saprolegniaceae
Exons: 1
Source: RefSeq, a predicted model, not a curated record
AUGCCAGCGCUGCCGGCCGCGCUCCGCCAGGCGGUCCUCGAGUUCGCCAUCGACACCUCGCGCCCGCUCGCGAUGGACGCGGCUACCUUGCGCCUCGUCAACCAUGCGUGGGCGGAGGCCGUCGAGAGCGUGCCGCUGCGCGUCCGCGUGCACAUCCUCUCGACAACGUCGCAGCAAGACGACCGUGUCGUGCGCCUUAGCGCCAUGUCGGCUGACCCGUUUCGAUACCCGCUUGUGGCCAAC